AUGACGUCUGGUGACGCUGAAGAGUUGGCGAACAUGACCGCCACCGCCGCUGCUCCAUUUCCCCCCUUUUACGAAGGGAACAUUAAGAAUUGGUUCCUGCAAAUGGAGGCUAUUUUUAUUGUCAGAAAAAUUACGGACCAAAAAGCAAAGUUUGGCCACGUGGUGGCGGUUUUGUCACCCGCCAUUGUGGAUGAAGUAUCUGAUUUUCUAGAAGCCGUCCCGGAGGUGGAACCGUAUGCCCGAUUAAAGGAGGCUAUCCGAAGAAGAAUGGGCCGUACGGAGGAAACAUUAAUCUGUGAGUUAUUUAGUAACUUGACUUACGAAUGCAGGAUCCCCUCACAACUCCUUCGUUUUAUGAAAAGUCGACUCGGUAAAAACACCAUGGCUGAUACGAUUUUAAAAAGCCUGUGGUUGGAUCGCCUCCCCACCACAAAUGCCCAAAUUUUAGCGCCCAUGUCAGAGAACACUCCACUUGACCAGUUAGCAGACGCCGCUGAUCGUAUUUUCUCCCAACUGGAUCACCAAACGACACCACUACACAGUGCUGAAGCAGCUAGUGACCACAGGUCCUUGGAAAAUGCUGUGGAAGACUUACAGCGGCAAGUUAGAGACUUGACAUUAGCUCUAAAAAGCUGUGGUCGAAGCCAGUUUCCUUCCCGCUGGCGUUUCAGGAGUCGACCACAUUCGUGCAGUCGAAACAAGGAUGUCCCUUCUUCUACUAUGUGUUAUUAUCACUGCAGAUUUGGUUCUGCAGCACAUUACUGCACCAAGCCGUGCACCUAUACUGCGGUCGUGGAAAACAAGACCGCCAGCGAGUGA
Molecule: messenger RNA, 819 nt
Organism: Acanthosepion pharaonis
Lineage: Eukaryota; Metazoa; Mollusca; Cephalopoda; Sepiida; Sepiidae
Source: the annotation of a GenBank genome assembly